Andrographis paniculata is the source of this 967-nucleotide messenger RNA. Its product is annotated as eukaryotic translation initiation factor. The record is from RefSeq and is a predicted model, not a curated record. Bases 103 to 696 code for a protein of 197 amino acids. Gene Ontology annotation, cellular component: cytoplasm; eukaryotic translation initiation factor 4F complex. Gene Ontology annotation, biological process: translational initiation. The transcript has 5 exons. Lineage: Eukaryota; Viridiplantae; Streptophyta; Magnoliopsida; Lamiales; Acanthaceae. Gene Ontology annotation, molecular function: translation initiation factor activity; RNA 7-methylguanosine cap binding.
UAACCCUUAAAAAAGCCAAAAGCCAAGCCCACGCAGAGUCUCCAUCCCCUUCCUUCAUUUUCCUCCGCACAGAACCCUCCCAUUUGAUUUGAUUUCAUUGAAAUGGCGGCUGAAGUGGCGAGCGGCGCGGCGCCGGAAGUACAGGCGGAGGCAGAGAAGCAGCCGCACAGACUGGAGCGGAAGUGGACGUUUUGGUACGACAACCAAUCGAAACCCAAACAAGGCGCCGCCUGGGGAAGUUCUAUCCGCAAAGCCUACACCUUCGACACCGUCGAAGAAUUCUGGUGUUUGUGUGAUCAGAUUUUUGUGCCCAGCAAAUUAUCCGGAACUGCAGACUUUCACUUAUUCAAAGCAGGAGUAGAGCCCAAAUGGGAAGACCCUGAGUGCGCAAACGGGGGCAAAUGGACUGUUAAUUGCAGCAGAAGAUCGAAUAUGGACACCUUGUGGCUCGAAACUUUAAUGGCUAUGAUCGGCGAGCAGUUUGACGAGGCUGAUGAGAUCUGUGGAGUAGUUGCCAGUGUGCGCCCAAGACAAGACAAAAUCUCGUUGUGGACCAAGACCGCUGCAAAUGAAGCAGUUCAGAUGAGCAUUGGGAGGAAGUGGAAGGAGAUCCUCGGCAUUGAUGAUAAGAUGUUUUACAGUUUCCAUGAGGAUUCUAAAAAGGAGAGAUCAACAAAAAGUCGGUACAGUGUCUGAAGAUUUUAGCCGCAUAUACUCAAAUAUGCCGGAUCAAGAAGAGGAAUACAUCUGUGACAACCAGGUUACCUUGUAUUUCUAGUUCGAUCUCUUAUAAUUUUCUAUCAUCACAUCUGUGUUUGAAUUGAUUUCAUCGAUUUCUUUCGAUUUUGGUCACUUGUUCUCGUUUGUUUGUUGUUAUAUGCCCCCAAUAUGAAUGAAUAUGAUGAUCCGAUACUUCUUAUUGUGUCCCUUUUAAAAGGAUUUUGUUAUCUGUUAAGCGUUCACAUCA